This is a messenger RNA of Cornus florida, 2326 nucleotides long. RefSeq names its product zinc finger CCCH domain-containing protein 64. The record is from RefSeq and is a predicted model, not a curated record. Gene Ontology annotation, molecular function: metal ion binding; RNA lariat debranching enzyme activator activity. Gene Ontology annotation, biological process: mRNA splicing, via spliceosome. Bases 67 to 1887 code for a protein of 606 amino acids. Gene Ontology annotation, cellular component: post-mRNA release spliceosomal complex. The transcript has 10 exons. NCBI's taxonomy places the organism in Eukaryota, Viridiplantae, Streptophyta, Magnoliopsida, Cornales, Cornaceae.
CUUCAUUCUUCCUAGUCACAGGUGCGCUCGCUCUCUCUCUCUCUCUCUCUCUCUAACCAUCCAACCAUGGCUCCUCCCAGAAUACUACUGUGCGGAGAUGUUUUUGGCCGGCUCAACCAGCUCUUCAAACGAGUUUCAUCGGUCAAUAAAUCAGCUGGUCCGUUCGAUUCACUUCUCUGCGUCGGUCAGUUCUUCCCGGACUCGCCGGACUCGCUGGAAGAGUUCACGAACUAUAUCGAAGGCCGGUCCUCAAUCCCUAUCCCUACUUAUUUCAUUGGCGACUAUGGCAUUGCCUCCCCCAAGGUUCUAUCGGCGGCUUUGAAGGACUCGGCCAACCAAGGGUUCAAGAUGGAUGGUCUCAAGAUUUGUGAGAAUUUGUAUUGGCUGAAAGGCAGUGGAAAUUUUGCACUCCAUGGGUUAUCUGUGGCGUAUUUAUCUGGUAGGCAUUCAACAAGUAGUCAACAAUUUGGGACGUACAGUCAAGAUGAUGUUGACGCAUUGCGGGCAUUAGCCGAGGAACCUGGAAUAAUAGACUUGUUCUUAACUAAUGAAUGGCCAAGUGGUGUCAUGAAUAGGGCUUCUGCAUCUGAUCUACCUCCAGAAAUCUCAGAUUCAUCUGGUAGUGAUUCCAACAUAUCGCAACUAGUAGCAGAAAUCAAGCCUCGCUAUCACAUCGCAGGUACUAAGGGUGUAUACUGUGCUCGAGAACCCUAUGCUAAUGUCGAGGCUGUACAUGUUACCCGUUUCUUAGGUCUUGCUCCUGUUGGAAAUAAAAAUAAACAGAAAUUUAUUCAUGCAAUUUCUCCUGCUCCAGCAUCCACCAUGUCUGCUGCUGAGAUUUGCAUGAAGCCACCAAAUACUACUUUAUCUCCAUUUACAUCUGUGGAAAACGCAGUCCAUAAUGAGGGAGUUGCGAAGAGGCCUAGUGAUACUGGUUCUGACUCGCAGUAUUGGCGGUAUGAUGUCUCCCAGAAACGGCAGAAAGGAGAUGGUGAUGGCAGUAAGCCAUGUUUUAAGUUUUUAUCUUCAGGGUCUUGUCCACGAGGGGAGAAUUGCCACUUUCGGCAUGAUGGAGAUGCAAGGGAACAAUGUAUGAGAGGUGUGUGCUUUGAUUUUCUUAACAAAGGAAAAUGUGAAAGGGGUCUGGAGUGCAACUUCAAGCACACUUUACUGGAGGAAGGUGAGAGCUUGCCUAACAGGAGACCUAGAUCUGGAAAUGCUGACGCUAACAGGUCAAAAGAUUGCUGGUUUUGUUUGUCAAGUCCCAAGCUGGAGUCACAUCUAAUCACUAGCAUUGGGGAACAUUACUACUGUGCACUUGCUAAAGGACCACUAGUUCAAGAUCACGUGCUGAUGGUACCUGUUGAGCAUUUGCCUAAUACCCUUUCUUUAUCCCCAGAAUGCGAAAUGGAGUUGGCUAGAUUUCAAAGCAGUCUCAAAAUGUAUUUCAAUAAUCAAGGGAAGGAAGUGGUUUUUUUUGAGUUGGUUUUCAAACGAGGUACUCAUGCUAAUCUUCAGGUUGUUCCUAUUCCGUCAUCUAAAGCAUCUGCUGUUCAACGAAUUUUUGAUUUAGCUGCUGAAAAGUUGGGGUUCAAAUUUGUGGUGAUGAAAAAUGAUAAUAAUUCUGAAGGGAGAAAAUUGUUGCGGAUGCAGUUUAAUAACAAUUGCAGUUUAUUCUAUGUGGAGCUUCCUGGAGGUACAAUACUAUCACAUUCCGUCGAGGAGAAUGAGAAAUUCCCAGUCCAGUUUGGUCGUGAGGUUUUAGCAGGCUUGCUGAACGUGGCAGAUAAGGCUGAUUGGAGAAACUGUAAGUUCAGCAAAGAAGAGGAAUUGAAAAUGGCAGAAAGUUUCAAGAAUGAAUUUGAAGAAUAUGACCCAAAUCGGUAAUUCUUAGAAGAACAGAAGGUAUGGAAACUAGAAUUGUUAGUCUAGUGUUCAUUGUACCAUUGCUACUUUUCCAUUGAAUGGUGCUAGGAUAAUAUAAUCGUCUUUUAAGUGGAAGAGUGCCAACUCAGAAGACAUCUGCUCGGUGGUCUGAUUGCCCCCGCCACAAACUGCCGCGUGACGUUAUUGUGUUUAGAUUCAGGUCGUUAAGAGAAGGUGCCUUCCCCAUGUAUUUCAGCUCUGAUGUCGUGCUCAAAGGUGAAAAUUCUCAUGUGAGGAACCACAUUUCAAAUUUAAAUUCCGGUCUAUGUUUGCCAUUGGGAAUGAAAUAGGACUAGAUAGUUAUUUUUAGUAGCAUUCCUCUAGGCGUUGAAAAAAAUUGAAAAUUUUGAAAUCAUAUAUGUAAAAUAUAUGUGGAGUUUGUAUCCAAUCUCUCUCUCUC